CUCCCUCCUUCCUCCCUCCCUCCUUCCUCCUUCUCCCGCACAUUCAACAAACACAGGCAAGAGGAGGAGGAGGACGUAGCAGCGGAAAAGGAGCAUUCAAAGUAGACCAGCCCUGCCAGCAAAAGGGACGGCCCUCUGCCUGGACGGGGCAACAAGUCGCUCGUGGACCAAAGGGGUGUGUGGAAGGGGGAACAGGCGCCUGGGAAAGCCUGGAUCUGGAGCCUCCAGGAGUGGGCUCUGUGCGUCUUGAGCCGCAUUUGUUCCUGGAGAGAUGUGACUGACUGGGCGCUGCUGCUGCUGCUGCUUCUGGCGCAGUGUUUUAUGGAGCAUCGGGACGGAGGGCCCUGGUGCGCCUCUCUGUUUGCGGGUGAUGCCCGGCCGGAGCUGAUCGGAGAGAAGGAGGAGGAGGAGGAGGAGGGAAGCGAGGACGGAGCGGAGCCUGCGCCCCUCGACUAUGGCCGUGUCCUGCUACGCUCUCAACACUUUGGUGAUCAUGAAGAGCGGCGAGGAAGAGGAGGAGGAGGGGCGCAGCAAGAAGGCAGCGGCGGCAGUAGUGGCGGGAGGGCCCGGCAGCGAGGGGAGAAGCGCCUACUCUCCGCUCUCCGCCUUCAGCAGCAGUAGCAGCAGCAGCGGGAGCAGCAGCACCGUCUCCCCCUCCGCCUUCCUCUUUCCCCCGGUGCUUGCCGAGGAGGAGGAGGGGGGGGAGGGAGAGAAGCCCUCGCCUCCGCGACGCCUGAGCAGCCCCCGCUGGGCCGGCCCCCAUAGCCGCUCCCCUUCCCCGGGCGCCCCCCGCAGCCUGCCCUCCCCUUCCGUGCCGAGGGAGCUGCAGCACGUGCAGGUCACGCAGAAAGUGGGGCUCUUCGAGGCGCACAUCCAGGCGCAGAGCUCGCCCUUCCUGCUCAAGAGCCCCCGCCCCGAGAGGAGGAGGAGGAGGAGGAGGGACACGCCAAGCCCCCCAGCCCCCAAGGAGGAGGCGGAGAGGAGGGCCAACGGGGACCCCCAAGAGGCACAGCUGGGGAGGCUGAGCCCCAAGAAGGGCGGGAAAGACCUGGGGCCCCACAUAGCCCCUGCCUUGAGGGUCUGCGCUGGGGACCAGCCAGGCGAAGGCCAAGGAGGGUCGAGAUUGCUGGAGGGCGCCCAAAGGGUCCAGGCGGUGUCAGUCUUGAGGGUCGGCAUCAUCAAAGUGGAAUCAAAGUCUCCAGGAGAGCAAGAGGGCGUCCGGAAGGUCCAAGAGUCUCAGGCAGCAGCAGAUGUGGGGCAUGUCACCAAAAUCCAGGCAGGUGAAGGCGAAGCAAGGUUUCCAAGGGGGUCCAGGAGGUUAGAGGGUGCCCAGAGGAUCUGUGGGGCUCAAACAUCACCGGUUGUGAGGAUCAGUACAGGUGAAGGUGAGGAGAGGUCUCCAGGAGAACGACAGGGAGCCCAGAUGGUCCAGGAGGCCCAGAGAGCACCUGCGUUGAGGGUCGACACUGGUAGGAAACUGUCAUCUUGCUCACCAGCGAUAAGGAUCAAUACCAGGGACCAGACAGGUGAUGUGAGGUCUCCAGGAGAGCAACAGGGAGCCCAGAUGGUCCAGGAGGCCCAGAGAGUGCCUGGGUCGAGGAUCGACACUGGUAGGAAACAGUCAUCUUCCUCAACAGCAAUGAGGAUCAGUACCAGGGACCAGGCAGGUGAAGGUGAAGUGAGGUCUCCAGGAGAGCGAAGGGGAACCCAGAUGGUCCAGGAAGCCCAGAGAGCACCUGCAUUGAGGGUUGACACUGGGAUCCAGGCAGGGGAAGACAAGGUGAGAUCUUCAGAGCAGCCCAGGGAACUGGAGGGAGCCCAGAGGAUCCAUGUUGCACCUGCUGGUUUCAGCACUGGGGACCAAGGAGGUGAAGGCAAGAUGAGGUUGUCAAGGGAAUCCAGAGAGCUGGAGGGAGCCCAGAGGAUCCAUGUAGCACCUGCAGUAAGGGUCAGCACUGGGGACCAGGGAAGUGAAGGCCAAAUUAGGUUGUCAAGGGGGUUCAGAGAGCAGGAGGGAGCCCCGAGGAUCCAAGUCGCUCAGGCAGUGCCAGUGGUGGUCAGCACCAAGGACCAGACAGCAGAAGGUGAGGCAAGGUCUCCUGGGGAGUAUACAGAGCCCAACAGUGCCCAGGGGUCACACAUAGCACCUACAUUGAAGUUCAGCACUGGGAUCCAGGCAGGUAAAGAUGAAGUGGGAUCUUUGGCAGAGUUCAAAGAGUUGGAGAGUGUCCAGAGGAUCCUGGGCAUCGGCACCAGAGCCCAGGCUGGGGAAGGUGAGGCAGGGAGGUCUAGAGAGCAAGAAGGAGCCCAGAGAGUCCUAGGGACUCAGGCGGUGUCUGUGUUAAGGCUUGGCACUGGGAUCCAGGCAAGUGAGGAGGAGGCAGCACAUCUCCCAAGAGGGUCGUGCAAAGCUUUGAGCUGCUUGGGUGGCGAAGAAGGGAGGCGCGGCUUUGGUGGAGGGCAGGGCUCCAGUGCUGCUGAGGAGCCCCUUGGAGGCCUGUCUUGCCUCUCCAGGACUGAGGGCACCAGCUGCCCGCUUGUGUUGGUGAAGAAGCAGCAGCAGCUGGAGACGGCACCGCCUGAGCAGGGCUCUGAACUCCUCAUGGCUGAAGCCAACGAAGCCAGCCCUGGAGACCCACUCAGGAUGUUGGCAGGAGUGGAGGAACAGGGGGACCUUCAGCUGGAAGGGGAGAAAUGCUGCGGAGGUGGCAGUGGCAGCAUCCCUGCUGUCAUUGUGACUGAUUUGGGUGCUCAGGAGGAGGAAGAGACUGGAGGAGCCCCUCAAAGGACCAACGCUGGUAGGAAACUGUCAUCUUCCUCGGCUUCCUCGACUGGCUUCUCCUCUUCCUGGGAAGAAUCAGAGGAAGACAUCUCGAGUGACCCGGAGCGCUCCUUGGAUCAGAAUCCAGCCUUCCUACAGACCUUGGAGAAACCCAGAGUGAGCAAGUCAUGGCGAAAGAUCAAGAAUAUGGUGCACUGGUCUCCCUUCGUUAUGUCCUUCAAGAAGAAAUAUCCUUGGAUCCAACUAGCAGGACACGCAGGUAGCUUCAAAGCUGCAGCUAAUGGGAGGAUACUGAAAAAGCAUUGUGAGUCUGAACAGCGCUGCUUGGACCGCUUGAUGAAUGAUGUCCUCAAGCCUUAUGUUCCAGCCUACCACGGAGAUAUAGUGAAAGAUGGGGAACGCUACAAUCAGAUGGAAGAUCUCCUGGCUGAUUUUGACUCUCCUUGUGUCAUGGACUGCAAGAUGGGGGUCAGAACCUACUUGGAGGAAGAAUUAACAAAGGCGAGAAAGAAGCCCAGUCUGCGGAAGGACAUGUACCAGAAGAUGAUUGAAGUAGAUCCUGAUGCUCCUACUGAGGAGGAAAACUCUCAGCGUGCAGUAACCAAGCCCCGAUACAUGCAAUGGAGGGAGACCAUCAGUUCUACAGCAACCCUGGGGUUCAGAAUUGAGGGAAUAAAGAAGGAAGAUGGCACUGUGAACAGGGACUUCAAGAAGACAAGAACAAAGGAACAAGUCAUGGAGGCCUUUAGAGAAUUUACUAAAGGAAACUGUAACAUUCUGAACAGUUAUCUUAAUCGACUGAAGAGCAUCCGUGACACCUUGGUUACAUCACCAUUCUUCGGGGGUCAUGAGGUAAUUGGGAGUUCCCUUCUCUUCAUUCAUGACAAGAAAGAACAAGCCAAAGUCUGGAUGAUUGAUUUUGGGAAAACAACGCCGCUUCCAGAGGGACAGGUCCUCCACCACAAUGUGCCCUGGGUAGAAGGCAACAGAGAGGACGGCUAUCUCUGGGGGAUGGAUAACCUCAUUCAAAUCCUAAGUGAAUUGUCACAGAGUGAAGGCCUGCAUUAAAGCCAAAUGUCCAACUCCGCCACUACCUGGAAACCCACCCCUCCAACUGACUCUUCUGAACUGCACUACAAGACACUUUCCUCCCACCCACCCUCUUCCUUUCUGGAUCUAAAACUUUAGGAACUCGUUGUUUUAUUUAAAGUGUAAAUAUGCAGUUAUGUGCCAGAACAAAUGCAGAACAUGAAACUCAAUGUAGGCAAUGGAAGUGAAUAGCAGUACAAAGCUUUUAAGUGUUAGUAGUUAAAGAAUUCUGCAAAUGGCUACCAAAUGCAAGACUUUCAUCACUUCCUCCUUAAUCAGGUGUUUAGCGCUUGUAUCUUAUCUGUGUCAACAAAGAAAGUCCUUUCAUGUAAGGAGUUUUCUGUGGUUUAUCAGCCAAAGGAGAGAUUGUGUCCUAGUCUUGCUUGAACAAUACUUAUCUAAUUUUUGUCAGACUGAAGGAGAGAUUCAUUUGUUAUUAUCUGCUGCUCUCUCGUCUCCAACAUAAGAUUUGGGCCACUCGUGCUAAAGCCAUGUCCACAUAAGGACACUUUGUGAGGAUUUUAUAUAUGUAUGCAUUCUUUCUUCCUGGGAAUUUCCCACAGAAAUGAAGCUUUGGAAUCUACUAAGAAAGCCAGGGAGAAAUGAAGCAUUUUAUAUUUACUAACUUCCUUAAAUGUAGGCAUCCAGAUAAUAAUUUUAUAGAAAGAAUUAAUAUCAGGUCUACUUUUUUAUAUAGCCAAGCAACUUCUUAGCUUAUAACUACUGUGCAAUACUUGAGUAGUUGUAACAAUUGCAAAAAAAGAGGCUUCUGUGGGUUACAUUUUAUGGUGCAUUCAUUUAGCUGCUGUGUUUGCCUUGAAUUGUUGGGCAGUAGUGCUCCCAUCCCUUCUUGCCUUAGACAGAAUGAGCAAUUUCCCAGGCCCAGGUGACUAGACUGAAUAACCCAAAAUGCAGCUAAGCAGGUAUGGGGAAACCCAGGCCCGGGGGCCGGAUGCGCUCCUUGGGCUCUUUUCUCAGGCCCUCCUCUCUCUCACCAUCCCAUCCUUCCUUCUCUCUUUCUUUCCUCCUUCCCUCACUCUUUCUUCUUCCCUUCCACCCUUUCGUCCUUCCUUCUCUAUUUCUUUCCUCCUUCCCUUCCUUUCAUCCUUCCCUCCUUUCCUCCCUUUUGUCUUUCUUUCUUUCUCUUUCCUUCCUCCUUACCUUCCUCCCUUCCCUCCCUCUUUUUCUUUCCAUCCUUCCCUUCCACCCUUUCGUCCUUCCUUCCUUCCUUCUUCCUUCCCUCUCUCCCUCUUUCUCCUUCCAUCCUUCCCUUCCACACUUUCAUCCUUCCUUCCCUUUUUCCUCCCUCUCUCCCUCUUUCUCCUUCCCCCUUCCUCCCUUCAUUCUCUUUUUCCUUCCUCCUUCCCAUCCUUCUAUCCUUCUCUUCCAUCCUUUCAUCCUUCAUUCCUUCCCUUUUGUCUUUCCUUCCUUCUUCCCUUUCUCCCUCUUUCUCCUUCCAUCCUUCCCUUCCUCCAGUUCAUUCUUCCUUCCUUCUCUCUUUCCUUCUUCCUUCCUUCCCUUCCUUCCUUCCAUCACCAGGUUAGAAAGUUUGCCCAUGCCUGAGCUAAAGUCACAACUCAGUGAUGGCACUUGUAUUCAUCACCACCAUUGCCACCACUGAAAUGCACUGAAAACUAUAGCAAGUCUCUGGUGCCACAUGUUUUCAGGACAUCCAUCCUCCACCUAGAACACGCCUACACAACCUGUGGCCCGCCAGGUGUUUUGGACUUCAGCUCCCAGAAUUCCUGACCAUUGGACAAACUGGCUAGGGUUUCUGGAAGUUGAAGUAUCAAACAAACGGAGAACCACAGGUUGUGCAGGCCUGGCCUAGAGCUUGGUAAGACCCCCAAGUGGAGGGUUUUCUGCCUUCCUGAAGCAACAGGAAGCGAAGGAAGGGAUGGGGUGGCUGUGAUUUUGUUGGUGUGGCUGGGCCAGUACAGCAACAAUGUACUCUGGAGAAAAGGGCUUAAAACUGCCGCUAAAUCUACAUGUCGACAGCCUGUGCCUCAGUGUGGCCUAGUAGUAUGUCCAUGGAAGGACAACAGUAGAGUGAUAAAACUGGUGUAACCAUUGUUCAGGUAUCAUCAGUGCAGAUUCUUUUAAUAUGGCAAACAGUUUCUAAGAUGUGUUCUCACUUAAACAUCCAGGUUCCCAACAUGUAUUAAUGAAACCUAAAAAAACAGAACGAGAUGGAAUUUGAUGGAAAAUGAGAUGUGGCUGAUUGAGCAUUUGUCUCUGAAAUUUGUGUUCUAACUUCCAUCUCUCGAAUGCCACUCUGUUUUUCUAGCUUCAUAACGAUUUUUUGGUGUAGGUCUUGCAAAACCAUCUGCUUCUCCAGUUGAGAGUUAGGCUGUUUUAUAAUUUCCUGGAACAUUUGAACAAAAGUAGAUUGCUUGCAUCAGGACUGGCUUAUGAAAAGGUCAGCAACUAACAGAAAUGUAUGGAGGGAAAUGCUGUUCAUUUUGAAGGAGGGGUUUGUGAGUGCUGCAGUAACUUGGACCAGGAAGACUAUGUUGACUGCCUGUUACAAAUCUUCUUGAGCACAACUUCUGGCUAACUUCAGGUCCCAUCCCGUGUGCCUCAUCGCUACUAUUCUGCCCCAUAAUUAUAUUGCCACAAUUCUUGGAAUGACAUGGCAGCACAAUCUUGCCAUAAGAGAUUCAAAUGUAUAUGGUGGUAAAAUGUCCCUUGAGUCCUAAUGCAAGACAUUUGCAAGAAUUGAACUCCUUAGUAGUUCUUCCAUUCAGAUUUUGUGUCUGCUGUUGUAUAUAGUUGCUCCAUUCCACUUCUUUUCUUCUCAUGCUCCCCCUGCUGUUUAAUAAUAGCCUAUGUGGAAGUGCCUUAUGGACUCGUUUCUGUUCCAUUUGUGUCAUGGAAAAGUGGUUUGGGUUUUUUUUUUUAAAAAGUUCUAUUUAUUGCCAUUCCUUUUUUUUCAGAUGCCUAGAACACUAAGCCUCAAUGCAUGGGAUAUUUUAAAUAACGACAUACAUUUUUUGAAAAUCUCUCUCUUCACAUUUGUGGUGGAGGAAUAGUCCAUGAAGCAGCAUAAGUUUAUGUUAUUUUAAAGUUUUACUUAGCUUUUAAAUGGCUUCUCUUAUAUACAGUUUUAUUUUUUUAAGCCUGUCUGUUUGUAAAACAAGAUUCCUUGUUUUGUGGCUUUAAAAAAAGUGAAAUAUUCCUUCAGGUGUCUUUUCAGACUUAUUUGGAGGCUGAAACUGUUGUUGUGAGGUCGUUUCCCCCACACCUUUUUACACCAGUUUUCCUUGCUAAGUGAUGAACUUGCAGAGUUAGAAAACAACACAGAUACACAGUGCCUGUAAGUCAAAUAUCUCAAAAUAAAAACAUAUGAGAUGGUU
Anolis sagrei ordinatus is the source of this 7227-nucleotide messenger RNA. RefSeq names its product inositol-trisphosphate 3-kinase B (gene ITPKB). Gene Ontology annotation, molecular function: inositol tetrakisphosphate kinase activity; inositol-1,4,5-trisphosphate 3-kinase activity. Gene Ontology annotation, biological process: inositol phosphate biosynthetic process. The record is from RefSeq and is a predicted model, not a curated record. NCBI's taxonomy places the organism in Eukaryota, Metazoa, Chordata, Lepidosauria, Squamata, Anolidae. Gene Ontology annotation, cellular component: cytoplasm; nucleus.